Messenger RNA from Girardinichthys multiradiatus, 1792 nucleotides. It is a transcript of the gene selenbp1, whose product is annotated as selenium binding protein 1. Bases 103 to 1521 code for a protein of 472 amino acids. The record is from RefSeq and is a predicted model, not a curated record. Lineage: Eukaryota; Metazoa; Chordata; Actinopteri; Cyprinodontiformes; Goodeidae. The transcript is spliced from 12 exons. Gene Ontology annotation, molecular function: selenium binding; protein binding.
CCUGAUUCACAAAAGGAAGUCCCUCCCUGUUUUCUUUCCGCAGUUGAUCCAAGUUUUGCAGAAUCCAGGGGUUCAGGAUCGGAUUAAACCAGGAUCUCCAGCAUGGCCAAGUGUUCAGGAUGUGGACCGGGAUACCGCAGCCCGCUGGAUGCCAUGGAGGGUCCGCGGGAGGAGAUUGUCUACCUGCCCUGCAUCUACCGUAGCACCGACACCCAGAAACCGGACUACCUGGCCACCGUUGACGUUAAUCCUAAGUCCUCCACCUACUGCCAGGUGAUCCACCGCUUGCCGAUGCCGAACCUGAACGAUGAGCUGCAUCACUCUGGCUGGAACGCCUGCAGCAGCUGCUUCAACGACCCGUCCAAGUCCCGAAACCGCCUGGUCUUGCCAUCCCUGAUCUCCUCCAGGAUCUACGUGAUUGACGUCGGGACCAAUCCCAGAGCCCCCAAAAUCCACAAGAUGGUGGAGCCCAUCGAUCUGUACUGGAAGUGCGGCCUGGCCAACCCUCAUACCAGCCACUGUCUGGGCAGCGGUCAGAUCAUGAUCAGCUGCAUGGGAGAGCCAGCAGGCGGAGGCAAAGGUGGCUUCGUCCUGCUGGACGGUGAGACGUUCGAGGUGGUCGGUAACUGGGAGCAUCCAGGUGAAGCGGCACCUUUCGGCUAUGACUUCUGGUACCAGCCACGCCACAAUGUGAUGAUCAGCACCGAGUGGGGAGCGCCCAAAGCUCUGAUCCACGGCUUCAACCCGGCUCAUGUCAAGGAAGGUCACUAUGGAUCUAGCCUCCAUGUUUGGGACUGGACCACCCACAGGAAGCUGCAGACUCUAGAUCUGGGAGAAGAUGGUGCCAUUCCUUUAGAGAUUCGAUUCCUCCAUGAUCCAAAUGCCACUGAGGGCUAUGUGGGAUGUGCUCUCCGUGGAUGUGUCUUCAGAUUCUACAGGACCCUGAAAGGUGACUGGGCUGCAGAGAAGGUCAUCAGUGUUCCAAGUAAGAAGGUGGAGGGAUGGAUGCUGCCUGAGAUGCCAGGCCUGAUCACUGACAUCCUGAUCUCAUUGGACGAUCGUUUUCUCUACUUCAGUAACUGGCUGCAUGGUGACAUCAGACAGUAUGACAUCACAGACCGCAGGAACCCUCGACUGGUUGGCCAGGUGUUCCUGGGAGGAAGCAUCAUCAGUGACGGACCAGUCAAAGUUCUGGAGGACCCAGAAAAACAUGGGCAGAUCCGCCCACGCAUCAUCAAGGGGAAGCGUGUCUCUGGAGGUCCUCAGAUGCUGCAGCUCAGUCUGGACGGUCGCAGACUUUAUGUGACCACAUCUUUGUUCAGCGGUUGGGACAAACAGUUUUACCCCGACAUGAUGAGAGAGGGCUCGGUCAUGAUGCAGAUUGAUGUGGACUCCGACCAAGGCGGUCUCUCUGUGAACGAGAACUUCCUGGUCGACUUUGGUAAGGAGCCCGAUGGUCCGGCUCUGGCCCAUGAGCUUCGGUACCCGGGGGGAGAUUGCACGUCUGACAUCUGGAUCUGAACACAUCUGCAGCUAAAGUUCUGACUGGAUCAGAUCUGCUUUCAUUUUCACACCAAUAAACCUGAUAUUCAUUCAUUAUUAGUGAUCAUCAUAAAUCUUAUUAUUUCUGGAAAUGUUCUGAUUCCAUUAUGAGGGUCAAUCACCUACCCUCUGUGGACGGUCUGUCUGGAGACCCAAACAUUUUACAGAACAAACUGAAUCUUAAUUUGUGUGUAGCUGUGAGUCCUGAGAUCAUUUCUGUGGAAUUGAAUAAAAUAAAGCGAUAACCUGA